Messenger RNA from Fusarium tjaetaba, 3267 nucleotides. Its product is annotated as ubiquitin conjugation factor E4 B. Gene Ontology annotation, molecular function: ubiquitin-ubiquitin ligase activity. The record is from RefSeq and is a predicted model, not a curated record. Gene Ontology annotation, cellular component: ubiquitin ligase complex; cytoplasm; nucleus. Gene Ontology annotation, biological process: protein polyubiquitination. NCBI's taxonomy places the organism in Eukaryota, Fungi, Ascomycota, Sordariomycetes, Hypocreales, Nectriaceae. Bases 1 to 3267 code for a protein of 1088 amino acids. The transcript is spliced from 6 exons.
AUGGACCCCAACGAGCAACCCUCAUGGGCUGGAGGCGAUGCCCCAGACAAGGAGAAGAUGGAACAGGCAAGGACAUCAACUCCUGUGUCUGCCAAGUCAGACGAGAACAAGGCUCCCGAUUCCGAAUCGUCGAACCCCUCGCGCACGUCAACGCCGAAGCCGCAGCCGCAGCCCGCAUCCGCUGAAUCACGGCCCAAGAUCAACGUCACUCCCGCCGCUCCGCCGGCUUCUUCCAGCCCGAACCCCUUCGACAAGCUAGGGGUCAAGGCGGAGCCGUCGAGUUCAACAGGUACUUCCUCUGUGAAUCGUAAAAGACUGGCAUCUGAGAUUGACGUCGCUCCAGCGGAUCGACCCUCCCCCAAGCCAUCCACUACUCAACCCGAGUCCGACGAAACCUAUGCCGACCGAACGUUGUCACAGAUCUUCCGCAUCACUGUUGAUCCGCAUAACAUGGUCAACACCAGUGGUCAACGGCUGACGUUCCUCCCGAAUCUGAACGAAGAACUGAACGAGUCUGGAGAGCCUCUGAAGCUGUCCGUCAACACGCUAGAUCAAGCUCUUAUGGAGGCGGCCAGCAGCUAUCCCCAUGAUAAGCCUCUCAUGAACUACUUCUUGCCAUGCUGGAAGCGUGCUGUGAAAGCGUCGCUGCAGUUCAAGGGAACAGAGGGACCCAAGUUGGAGGUGCAUGAAGAGGCAAAGCGUUUGUGUAUGAGCGGCUGCUUGUUUGCCCUGACCAUGCCGGAUCUCUAUGGCCGAUCGCCGAACCCUAAGCAUGAUACACUCAUGCCAUACCUGUUGAAGGGCAUACAGGACGAGAACGGCCUUUGCUUCAACUUUAUACAGGAAGCUAUCAAGCGAUUCGAUGAUGACGAGGCUUUCCCUGCUCUGUUCAACGAUGCCAUGAUUCAGAUCAGCAACAAGCUGGGUACAAUUUCAAUGGACCAGGAUUACAAGCCGUAUAUCCAGGCCAUGUUGACGUACACCAGAUUCCCUCCUCUAAUCGUGAACCUCGCCAAGCACCCAACCUUCAUCAUGGCUCAGUCAGCUGCUGGAAUCGAAAAGCACACCCUUCUGGGUCCGUUCUUCCGCAUCUCACCACUCCAGAAUGAAGUCAUCAAGAGCUAUUUCCCUGGGGCUCGUGGUCUUGACAAGGGGAGAAUCGCAAACUCACAAGACGCUUUGCGAAUGGUGCUGAGGACACACCAAGAUGAUCUUUUCGCCAUCACAAACGCCUUUAUCCGCGCAGGCCAGGAGACCAGAUCUCGAACUCUGGACUGGUUCGCUUACAUCAUGAACUCAAACCACAAGAGGAGAGCACUACAAGUUGACCCUAGAGAGGUUGCUUCCAACGGCUUUAUGAUUAACGUGACCACGAUUCUAGACCGAUUUUGCGAACCCUUCAUGGAUAUGGAUUUCAGCAAAGUAAACAAGAUUGAUGACAACUACUUCAGGAAGCAACCGCGGAUAGAUAUCAGCGAUGAGACAAAGCUGAACGCAGACGAUGCAUAUGCGAAAUCAUUCUAUGCGGACAAGAUACCAGGCGAUACCAACUUCAUCUCGGAGGCUUUCUUCUUGACCCUGGCAGCGCAUCACUAUGGAAGUGAGGCCUGCAACUCCCAAUUGAAGAAUUUGGAUAGGGAUAUAAAGUAUUUGGAGAAGCGAGUCAAGAUCAUGGAGGCAGAUCGUAUCAAGUUUGUGAACAAUCCUGCCCAACUUCAACAAUAUGACAAGGCUGUUCAGAGACAUGUCGACGCUCUCGAAAAGAGCAUUGCUGUCAAGCUUUCCAUUGAAGGUGUCCUACUUGAUGAACGGAUGCAGAGCACUUCAUUGCGUUUCAUGCGCAUUGUGGCUGUGUGGUUGCUUCGCUUGGUGACUCGAUCAGAGUACAAGCCUGGCCAAGAGUCGAAGGAGAUACAACUCCCUCUUCCUGCGGAGAAGUCAGAUGUAUUCUCAUGUCUUCCAGAGUAUACGCUACAGAAUAUCGUGGACAAUUUUAAGUUCAUAUUUAGGUGGCUACCUAAGAUUCUCCCCAGCGCUGUUGGCGAUGAAAUGAUUGCGCUUUGCGUAACAUUCCUCCGCUCAACUGAGUACAUCAAGAACCCGUACCUGAAGUCAUCGUUGGUCUCACUACUCUUCUCGGCGACUUGGCCAUUGAUGCACCUAAAGCGCGGUGUUCUAGGUGACCAGCUUGUUGGCAGCCAGUUUGCCAACGAUCACCUUCUUAAGGGAUUGAUGAAGUUUUACAUCGAGUGCGAGUCAACGGGCGCGGAUUCUGCUUUCUACGACAAGUUUAACAUCAGAUAUGAGAUCUUCCAAGUGAUCAAAUGUGUUUGGGUCAACGACCACUACAAGCGACAAUUGACACGGGAGAGUCGAGUCAACAAGCAGUUCUUUGUUCAGUUUGUCAAUAUGUUGUUGAACGAUGCUACUUAUGUCUUGGACGAAGCUUUAACCAAGUUUCCCAAGAUCCGUGCUAUCGAGAAAGAACUUGAAGAUCCGUCAAUACCACAAGAGGAUCGUCAGAAGAAGGAGGAGGAGAUGCAACAGCUGGCUAACCAGGCCACGUCUUUUAUGCAGUUGGCCAACGAGACGCUUGAGAUGAUGAAGCUCUUCACAGAGGCUAUGAGUGAGGCCUUCACCAUGCCCGAGAUUGUGUCUCGUCUGGCAAGCAUGCUCAACUACAACCUGGAGACGUUAGCUGGAAAGAAGGCGGCUGCGGAGCUCAGCGUUUCUAACAGAGACAAGUACCACUUCCGCCCUAUCCAGAUCAUCUCAGAUAUUGUCGACAUCUAUCUCAAUCUCGGCAACUCGCCAGUUUUCAUCGACGCCGUUGCUGCAGAUGGUCGUUCUUACAAGCCCGAAGUGCUGGAGCGCGUUUCACGCAUUCUUAUCUCCAAGCACCAGAAGGAUCCCGCCGAUGUUGCUCGCUGGGACAAGCUCAGGGUGAAGUUUGUCGACGCCAAGACGCUCCUCGACCAAGCGGAACUCGACCUGGGUGACAUCCCUACCGAGUUUGAGGACCCCAUCAUGGGUGAUCUCAUGAAGGAUCCUGUCUUGCUACCCAGCAAGCAUAUCGUUGACCGAUCAACCAUUGUCCAGCAUCUCCUAAGCGAUCCCAAGGAUCCUUUCACGAGACAAGCCAUGACUAUCGAUGAUGCGAUUCCACAAACGGAACUCAAGGAGAGGAUCGAGCAGUGGCGAGAGGAGCGGGUGCAAGCUGCCAAGGACAAGUUGAAGAGCGAUGCCAUGGAUACCACAGAGGGUUAA